UAGUUCCUGCGAUCUUGACCUAAACAACAAAUAUGAAGUACUUAGUCGCUUGUGCCCUUUUGGCUUUUGCCAGUGCUGUUGCACAUGGACAUAGACAUAACCAACAAUGGUCACCGAUAGUCCGAUUCCAGCAACAAUCCAUGGGACUUGGCUCCAUUGUUCAACCAAUUGAAGUUCUCCAGAACAAUCAACAACAACAAAACAUUCUCUCGCAGUUGCCAUUGAGACAACAAGGAAACAACCAACAAGGACUCUGGUCAGGAUUGCAGUUGGAACAGCAGGUACCCCAACAACUUUCUGUUGAAAUUGGACAAGUAUUGCAACAAGCUCAACUUCAAAACAUGGAAAAACAAGGCAUCAGAAACAUUAUCGCUGAAGAAACCGCAGAAAAAAUCGUCCAAAAUGUCCUAAGAGCUCAAGAAAACCAAAUAACUGAAGCCAUCAACGUUCUUCAAAACAUUCUUCAACAACAAAACGUAGUAGUUUCACAAUCACAAUCUGUCAUCCAACAAGGUCAAACCCAAGGUGUCAUCGAAGCCAUUCAACAAUUGCAACAAAUUUUGCAAAAGAUCCAACAAGUCCAAGUUUUGGAACAUGUGCAAUUGAAAAAAUCCCUUGAAGCAGUUAUUGAAGCUCAAUUGAUUUCCCAACAAAUGCAGAUGAACGAUGUUCAAAUCCCUCUGGUAGCAAGCCAACAACUGCAAGUGCAAAUCCAGAAAUUGGUUUCUCAAAACAUCGUACAAGGAAUUCAAAGGGAAAUUGUAUCGCAACAAAACCUCGUCCAGCAGCUCCAACAGCAAGAACAAUUCGUUGACCAACAAAUCCAAAACGUGAGACUUCAAUUGGUCGUCGCUCAACAACAAGGACAAUUGCCCCAAGUUCAACAAUUGCAACAAGUUUUGCAACAAUUGAUUCAACAGGAAGGACAAUUAGUUGUUCUUCAAGUUGGCAGCCAAUUGGCCAUCCAAAAACUCCAACAAGGUCUCGUUGAACAAGCGCAACAGCUUCAACAAAACAUGGUUUUGCUGAAUUAAGAUAAGAAUUGCCUCAUCGUCAAUGCUAUGGCUACUGAUGUAACUGUUAAAUUAAAUUUUGUAAAAUAAAAUGAAUAUUUAUAUUA
Ceutorhynchus assimilis (cabbage seed weevil) is the source of this 1120-nucleotide messenger RNA. The record is from the annotation of a GenBank genome assembly. NCBI's taxonomy places the organism in Eukaryota, Metazoa, Arthropoda, Insecta, Coleoptera, Curculionidae.